Fulvia fulva is the source of this 1842-nucleotide messenger RNA. RefSeq names its product putative transporter mch1. The record is from RefSeq and is a predicted model, not a curated record. The transcript has a single exon. Lineage: Eukaryota; Fungi; Ascomycota; Dothideomycetes; Mycosphaerellales; Mycosphaerellaceae. Gene Ontology annotation, molecular function: transmembrane transporter activity. Gene Ontology annotation, biological process: transmembrane transport. Gene Ontology annotation, cellular component: membrane. The coding region runs from base 1 to 1842 and encodes 613 amino acids.
AUGCCAUCUAGACCUACCAGCCGCGUUCGCGAGAACAGUGAUGCUCCGAUCGAUAAGCUUGACUACCACCCUGGCGGGCGCCCAUUACUUGCCGAUGAUGGCCAUGCGAACGGGGAGAGCAGCACACAGAGUGAGGACAGAAGCUAUGCAGGAUCGUUCUUUGAGGAUGUCGCCGAGGACGUGGUGGAGAACGAUCGCGAGAGGUUGCAGAGAGAGAUUGCAAGAUAUGGAAGCUUUGCAUGGGCAUUGGUCAACACACUUGGAGCAGGGUCCAUAACAGCAUACUCACUCUAUGCUCCGCUCUUUCAAAGGAACCUACGCUACAGCCAACUGCAGGUCAAUGGCAUCUCGAUAACAGCGGAGCUCGCCAUGUACCUUCCAGUGCCGCUUUGGGGCAUGAUGUGCGAUCGGUUCGGCCCUGGACUACCUUCCCUCUUGUCAGGCUGCGCAUUCGGCCUUGGGUACCUUCUCGCAGCUCUCGCCUACAAGAGUGGCCCUCCACCCGAGCUCGGCGGCGAAGGCUGGCCGUACUGGGUCAUGGUUGUGGCUUUCGUGUUCAUUGGAAACGCCACUUCUUUCAUGUAUCUUUCGGCGGUCACGACUUGCGCGAAGAACUUUGGUCGGGGAAAGUACAAGGGGCUAGCACUUGCACUGCCAAUCGCAUGCUUUGGACUCAGUGGAAUGUGGCAGUCUCAAGUCGGAAGCCAGCUGUUGUACGAGAAGAAUCCGGAUGGCAGUAAAGGUGAUGUGGACGUGCAUCGCUUCUUUCUUUUCCUGGGCUUGUUCCUGCUCGCCACUGGCAUCAUCGGCUUCUUCACACUGCGGAUUGUGGGCGAGGAGGAAUUGAUUGAGGACGCCGUAGAGGAGCUGGAGCAGUCUGGCUUUUUGGACGACAGCCAGUUCUUCCACCGCGCAGUGCGAGCACGACAGGACGAGGUGGGCUACGGUACCCUCGACGACGAAGAAAUUGGUGAGAUUCGCCGCAAGACCGACGAACGAAAAGCGAAGCGGGAUGAGGAACAGCGCAUGAAAACCUGGUUGCUGAACGCAGAAACCUGCCGUUUUCUGAACGACAAGACGAUGUGGUUUCUCGCUGCUGGCUUCUUCUUCGUCACCGGUCCUGGUGAGGCCUUCAUCAACAAUCUUGGUACCAUCAUCGGCACCCUAUAUCCUCCCGUCUCUGUACCAGAAGGGGUGGAACGCACGACAGCAGCCACGCAUGUCUCCAUCGUAGCGAUCAUGAGUACGGUCGCGCGUAUCUUGACUGGAACGCUUACCGACCUCGUUGCCCCAACAUCCGCGGCUGGUCAGCAUCGUCGAGGUCCAACUUCACUUGCCAACAGUAUGGCGUCCCUGCAGCCAGAGCAGCCGAAACGAGGCAUUGAGAUUUCUCGUGUCACAUUCUUGAUAGGAUUUUGCAUUUUGAUGUCCAUCGGCCAGAUCUUCCUGGCUUCAGGCUUUAUACAGCAGCACGGCGAACGGUUUUGGCUUGUCUCGGCAUUCAUCGGUGCGGGCUACGGCGCUGCAUUCAGUCUUACUCCGAUCAUUGUCAGCGUGAUCUGGGGCGUUGAGAAUUUUGGCACGAACUGGGGCAUUUGUGCUACUGUGCCGGCAUUUGGUGCUACUGUAUGGGGCCUCAUAUAUUCAGGGGUAUACCAAUGGGCGGCAGACUGGAAUGCAAUCGAGGGAACCGAUAUUGUGGAGGAUAAGCUCUGCUACGGAGUUCGUUGCUAUCAGAGCACAUUCUGGGGCAUGGCCAUCUGCGUGUGGAUCGCGUGCGGUCUGUGGUUCUAUGCAUGGCGCGGCCCUGGCGGUUGGGCGAGGAGAGGCAUAGCUGUCUAA